Phodopus roborovskii (desert hamster) is the source of this 1950-nucleotide messenger RNA. It is a transcript of the gene Ap2m1, whose product is annotated as adaptor related protein complex 2 subunit mu 1. Bases 188 to 1495 code for a protein of 435 amino acids. Gene Ontology annotation, molecular function: clathrin-cargo adaptor activity. NCBI's taxonomy places the organism in Eukaryota, Metazoa, Chordata, Mammalia, Rodentia, Cricetidae. Gene Ontology annotation, cellular component: AP-2 adaptor complex; cytoplasmic vesicle. The transcript has 12 exons. Gene Ontology annotation, biological process: intracellular protein transport; clathrin-dependent endocytosis. The record is from RefSeq and is a predicted model, not a curated record.
GGCGCAGCUGAGAUCGGGGCGGGGCGGGGCGGGGCGGGAGCACUGCAGUGAAAGCCGAGGCAGCGGACAGGCGAGCAGGGGGUGGGCGGACAUCUUGGGAUCCGAGAGUGGCCAGGCCGGCCUUGUGGGGGCUGCUGACACCAGGUCUGUUCUCAGAGCAAUGGGUCACAGAGACUAAGCUGCCACCAUGAUUGGAGGGUUAUUCAUCUAUAAUCACAAGGGGGAGGUGCUCAUCUCCCGGGUGUACAGAGAUGACAUCGGGAGGAAUGCAGUGGAUGCCUUUCGGGUCAAUGUGAUUCACGCACGGCAGCAGGUGCGCAGUCCUGUCACAAACAUUGCUCGCACCAGCUUCUUCCAUGUUAAGCGGUCCAACAUCUGGCUUGCAGCAGUCACCAAGCAGAAUGUCAAUGCUGCCAUGGUCUUCGAAUUCCUCUAUAAGAUGUGUGAUGUAAUGGCUGCUUACUUUGGCAAGAUCAGUGAGGAAAACAUCAAGAACAAUUUUGUGCUCAUAUAUGAGCUUCUGGAUGAGAUUCUGGACUUUGGCUACCCACAGAACUCAGAGACAGGCGCACUGAAAACCUUCAUCACUCAGCAGGGCAUCAAGAGUCAGCAUCAGACAAAAGAAGAACAGUCCCAGAUCACCAGCCAGGUGACUGGGCAGAUUGGCUGGCGGCGGGAAGGCAUCAAAUAUCGCCGAAAUGAACUCUUCUUAGAUGUUCUGGAGAGUGUAAACCUGCUAAUGUCACCACAGGGGCAGGUACUGAGUGCCCAUGUGUCAGGCCGGGUGGUGAUGAAGAGUUACCUGAGUGGCAUGCCUGAGUGCAAGUUUGGAAUGAAUGACAAGAUUGUCAUUGAAAAGCAGGGCAAAGGCACAGCUGAUGAAACAGGCAAGAGCGGCAAGCAAUCAAUUGCCAUUGAUGACUGCACCUUCCAUCAGUGUGUGCGGCUCAGCAAGUUUGACUCUGAACGAAGCAUCAGCUUCAUCCCACCUGAUGGAGAGUUUGAACUCAUGAGAUACCGUACCACCAAGGACAUCAUCCUUCCUUUCCGGGUGAUCCCAUUGGUGCGGGAAGUGGGACGUACCAAACUGGAGGUCAAGGUGGUCAUCAAGUCCAACUUCAAGCCCUCACUUCUGGCCCAGAAGAUUGAGGUGAGGAUCCCAACUCCACUGAACACAAGCGGGGUGCAGGUGAUCUGCAUGAAGGGGAAGGCCAAGUACAAGGCCAGCGAGAACGCCAUUGUGUGGAAGAUCAAGCGCAUGGCAGGCAUGAAGGAAUCACAGAUCAGUGCAGAGAUUGAACUUCUGCCCACCAACGACAAGAAGAAGUGGGCUCGACCCCCCAUCUCCAUGAACUUUGAGGUGCCAUUCGCGCCUUCUGGCCUCAAGGUGCGCUACUUGAAGGUAUUUGAACCGAAGCUGAACUACAGUGACCAUGAUGUCAUCAAAUGGGUGCGAUACAUUGGCCGAAGUGGCAUUUAUGAAACCCGCUGCUAGCUGCCUAGUUGCAGCUGGCCCGCCUCCCCACCCACCCUUUUCCACAGGUCCAAGUAUCCCCAGUGGCCAUUCGUCAGUCUUCCUCCCUCCUGCUUUGCUGCCUUUCCUUUGCUCUAGCCCCUGAGUAUAGGUCUGAACCAGCCACAGUGGGAAUGCUGAGGCAGUCCCCAGCUUUCUGGGCAGGGUGGUUUUUGAGGCUUCUUUUCCAUCUGUCUGUCCUGGCUUAGUGCCAGGCCCUGAGUUUUGUGACCAAAGCCAGGUGGCCUCCUCUCCUUUCUACCCUUGUGGCCACACCUCUGCAGUGGGAAGGUUAACAACCCUCACCUCAGAGCUCCCCCAAAGGCCAGUAACAGAUCCCCCAGCCUGUAGCCCCUGCUCUGCUUUGGGAUAGUAUGCUUUGUUUUGUACACAUGUGACUUUGUCCAGUUAUAAACCCAAUAAACUGUAGAAUGGAA